Messenger RNA from Arachis duranensis, 1719 nucleotides. RefSeq names its product fatty acyl-CoA reductase 3. The record is from RefSeq and is a predicted model, not a curated record. Gene Ontology annotation, cellular component: intracellular membrane-bounded organelle. Bases 130 to 1611 code for a protein of 493 amino acids. The transcript is spliced from 10 exons. Gene Ontology annotation, molecular function: alcohol-forming very long-chain fatty acyl-CoA reductase (NADP+) activity. Gene Ontology annotation, biological process: suberin biosynthetic process; long-chain fatty-acyl-CoA metabolic process. NCBI's taxonomy places the organism in Eukaryota, Viridiplantae, Streptophyta, Magnoliopsida, Fabales, Fabaceae.
CCUUGUGGGCAUGCAUGCGUAAUCAUAUUAUCUAGAGUCUAACACAUUAUUUUGAUUCAUUAUUUUCAUCCUCUCCUUUGAAAUUUCUCCUUCUCAUCAAUAUAAAGAAGAACUACUUAAUUAUCUCAAAUGGAAUUGGGAAGCGUAUUGCAUUUCCUUGAGGACAAGACCAUUCUAGUCACUGGUGCCACUGGCUUCCUUGCAAAAAUUUUUGUGGAGAAGAUACUAAGAUGUCAAUCAAAUGUGAAAAAACUUUACCUUCUUUUGAGAGCUACCGAUAUUGAAUCUGCUACUCAUCGCUUGCACCAUGAGAUCGUAGAAAAGGAGUUGUUUAGAUUGCUAAAGGAAAAGUUGGGUACAAAGUUCAAUUCCUUUGUGUCAGAAAAGUUGAGUGUGGUACCAGGAGACAUUUCUAAACAGGACUUGGAUUUGAAGGACUCCAUUCUAAUGGAUCAUAUUUGCAAUCAAACUGAUAUUAUAGUUAAUAUUGCUGCAACUACUAACUUUGAUGAAAGAUACGAUGUUGCAUUGGGUAUUAACACAUUCGGAGUUAAGCAUGUAUUGAACUUCGCUAAGAAAUGUACUAAGCUCAAAGUGCUUCUUCACGUAUCAACAGCAUACGUGUGUGGCGAGAGAGGAGGAGUGGUAGUAGAGGAUCCACAGGAAAUGGGUGUGUCAUUGAAUGGAGUGGUAGGAUUAGACAUUGACAUGGAAAUGAAGUUGGUGCAACAAAAACUCAAUCAGCUUCGAGAACAAGGAGCCUCUGAACAUCACAUUAAACUCGCCAUGAAGGAAUUAGGCAUCCAAAGAGCAAAUAUGUAUGGUUGGCCAAACACAUAUGUUUUUACAAAAGCAAUGGGUGAAAUGCUUAUACAAACUUCAAAAGAAAAUACACCUGUUGUUAUUGUGCGUCCUACCAUCAUUACUAGCACUUACAGAGAGCCUUUUCCAGGUUGGGUCGAAGGUGUAAGAACCAUAGACAGUUUGAUUGUUGCUUAUGGUAAAGGAAAAUUAUCAUGCUUCCUUGCAGAUCUUAAGGCAGUUUUUGAUGUGAUACCGGCUGACAUGGUAGUGAAUGCAAUGAUAGUGGCUAUGGUGGCACAUGGAAAUAAAAGUUCUAGUGAUGAUAACAUCAUAUACCAUGUAGGUUCUUCUGUUAGCAACCCUGUGAGAUACCAAAAUCUUCAUGACUAUUCCUUCAAAUAUUUCACUGCAAAACCUUGGAUCAAUAAAGAGGGAAAGCCUAUCAGAGUUGGCAAGAUUACCAUAUUGAGUAGCAUGGCAAGCUUCCAUAGAUACAUGUUCAUUCGCUACUUGCUUCCGUUAAAGGGACUAAAACUGGUGAAUGAAGCAUCAUGCAAGUAUUUCCAAGAAACGUAUCAUGAACUUUAUAGAAAGAUCCAUGGUGUUAUGCGGCUCGUUGAUCUUUACAAGCCUUAUGUAUUUUUUAAUGGCGUAUUUGACAAUAUGAAUACAGAAAAGUUGUUGAGAGCGGCAAGAGAAGGUAGGGCAGAGAUGGAUUUGUUUUUCUUUGAUCCAAAAAUUAUUGAUUGGGAAGAAUACUUUAUGAAUAUCCAUUUUCCUGGCAUUUCCAUGUAUAUCUUCAAGUGAUAAUAAUAAUUAAGCAUUUGUACUUUAUUUGUAAUAUCACAACUUAUUAUUAUGCGUGCCACUUUGUAUUAUGAUCCUUAAGUUUUAUAUUGCUUAUAUAUGUGUAGU